Molecule: messenger RNA, 1956 nt
Organism: Mucor velutinosus
Lineage: Eukaryota; Fungi; Mucoromycota; Mucoromycetes; Mucorales; Mucoraceae
Exons: 4
Coding region: 1-1956 (651 amino acids)
Cellular component (GO): mitochondrial outer membrane; nucleus; cytosol
Source: RefSeq, a predicted model, not a curated record
AUGUUUCGCCAUAUCUCUAAAUUUACAGCAUCUACAUUCAAAUAUACCACUUCUCUGUUCUUACAAUGCAAUCAUGAUUACUCUCCAACAUCAUCAUCAGUAGAAUUAUGGCUACAGGACAUCCAUAUAGGUUUAGACGCUUUGCUUGACGACCGUAUCAUAGAAGCAGAGGACAUCUUUCUCCAAAACAAGUCAUCUCCAAUUCAUGCAUUUGGUUAUGCUUUGGUCUUGUACACAAAAGCCAUGCUGUCGAAUGAGCCAUCCAAGGUGGAAGAAGCCGUGGAAUAUAUCUCUAAUCUAGAGACUCACAUCAAACGCAUACUACUUCAUAGAAAGAAACGCAAAGGUCAUGCCAAAAUACCUACAUCAUGCUCUGUACCGCUGGACAUUCAAUUUGAAAAUCACACAUUAUGCGAUCAAGAUGAAUACCUUCAUAUGCAGUUUGAACUGAUCUAUGCGAAUUGCAUACUCAUGUUGGCUACACUGCAGUUUUUGCGUGAUAGUUGGAUAGAUCAUGUCAAAGCAGCAUAUGAUUUGCGAAAGGCUUACAAGAUGUACGAACGCAUAUUUAAAGCACUGACGGGCAUGAGCAUCUUGGAAUACCAAACAACGGCAAUAACAACACCAUUCACAAGGCAUACCAUGACACCAACGAGAAGAACUGUAUCCUGUGAUGACGGCAGAUUUGCUCAUCAGUCAUCCACUACUGCUACUGCCUCUACAUAUCAUCAAACAGUGGAGCAUGGUGCUUAUUUUGGCAUUGGCUUAUUCCACAUCAUAUUUUCAUUGCUGCCGUCCAAAGUGGGCAAGCUCCUCAACAACAUUGGGUUCCAUCCUUGCAGAUCAACAGCCAUCCAUUUAUUACGUGUAACCCACAGCGGCGCAUCCAUGUACUCUUCACUCAGCGCGCUUGUACUGUUGACAUUCUACACCAACAUCACCAUGUACAUACAGCCCAACAUCAACCGUUUUUUUGUCUUUAAAGAUGCAAACGCCGUACUGCAAAAGAUGCAAUCAAAAUACCCCAAUGGCAGGCUCUGGCAAUUGAUUCAGGGCAAAUUUAAACGCAUCGAGUGUAACUUGGCAGAUGCAGUGGCAUUAUUUACAAAAGCCAAGGAACCGCAGCAUGUACAGCAAGAGAAUAACAGUAAGCAGCAAUUAGACGCGCACAACUAUUUUCGAAAUGCCUCUAUCAACGAGUUUACUCAGUUUCGAUCGUUUGCCAUCUAUGAGACGGGAUGGGCCCACAUUUACGCUGGCAAUUAUACGCAAGCUUCUGAAGCCUUCUUUUGUCUAGAGAGCAUUUGCAACUGGUCUCGCCUGUUUUAUCACUACAUUGCCACUUGCUGCAUGAUAGCUGAAGGCAUGUACGAGAAAGCAGCUCUAGAAUCUAUCCAAAUGAUCAACAUGUUUGAACAAAAAAGGAAACUAGGCCACCGCAUCUCCAGCAACGAGCACUAUGCAGAGUCCAAAGUCGCUUCUUGGAUAGCCAUGUCAACAUCCCUCCCUUCUCAAUCACUCGAGGAGACACUCCACACGGUAGCAAACCCGAUUUGGGAACUCGUCUACCUGUGGCAUGGUACAUGUUAUUGGACCCAUGAGGUGAUUUCAGACAUCAAAUCACACGCCACUCGUAGCAACAGCAGUGAUCCCAUGCUGUAUUUGAUUCUGGGUGUCUUGUACAGAGACAUGGACAGGAACUUGGAACUGGCCAUGGAACAGUUCAACCUGAUCUUGAUGAUGAAAAAAGAAGCAGCUGGUUGGAUUUACCCGUAUGCCAUGUAUGAAAUCGCUGCUACUCAAUGCACGACUUUCAAUAGUGGCACAAUUCUUGUUAUUGUGACAGAUUGGGUGCAAUGCAUAGAAGCCUAUUACCAACAGCAUCCGCAAGACAAAGAAUGGGAAUGUCGUAUGCAAUUGAGGUGCCAACUUUUAUUGGAAUCCUGUUGUGUGUAG